AUGUGGUCUUUCCAAUAUCAUGAACCGAGCACUACCGCGGCCCUCAUCCUCGUCUCGUUCCUCUACCUCUUAAACGUCUUCGGCUGGUUCGCCCAAGUCCUCCUGUCGUGUGGUCUUCUUGGCCAGAUUUUUCUUGGAAUCAUCUAUGGCACCCCUCUCGCCGGUCUCCUUCCCCAAUCACUUGAGGAGUCGCUCGUUGGUAUCGGUUAUGUCGGCCUGCUCCUCAUUAUCUUCGAGGGUAAGUGCACUGAACACGAGAGUGCUGUCAUCUCACAAACAGGUGGGAUGCAGUCUUCGCUCAUGCAUUUGAAGGCUACCCUGGGUCUUUCCGUCGCUGUCGCGCUCACAGGCAUCCUUGCUCCGAUGGCACUGUCGUUCACCCUCAUGCCAAUGUCGGGCGCUCCUGCUUUGCAUGCGUUCGCGGCCGGCUCCUCGCUCGCCUCCACGUCGCUCGGCACUGUACUCGGCGUUCUGGCCCCGAGUGUGCUUGGAUUCGACCUCCGGCGCACAAUGCUUGGCGCGACGCUCCUCAGCGCCGCGAUCAUGGACGACGUGGCCGCCUUCGUCAUCAGCAAGGUUCUCCAGGUCAUCGGCGCGGGCGCGGGCGGUGCAGAGCUCGGCCGCAAUAUCGGCCGUACGCUAGGUGUGACUCUCGGGAUUGCGUUUGCUGCUGCAGUGCUUGCACGUUGGGUUUUAAAGCCAGCGUACCUCUGGUUGCUGGCUCGGCCGACGCUUUGGCGAGGCAAAUCUUGGGGCGGCACGCACUUGCUCAUCGCCAUCAACGCGGCGCUCUUCACUGGUGCCGUUGCCGUGGCUGGGUACGCGGGGACCUCGCUGCUGUACGGAGUCUACGUGUCCGGUCUCUGUAUUGCGUACAUGUGCGACUCGGAUGUGUCGGCCGAUAUGGGAACUGGUCUACCGCUCGCUGAGUCGAAUGCGCCGAGAUUGGGGCAGCCGACUUCGGAACCGGCCACGACGAAUGAAACUUCAACCAUGGCAGUGGAAGAGGAGGUCUCCGAACUGAGUCUGAUCGAUGCAUUCGACGCGACCGUUCCGCCCGUGCUGAACACGCUCCUCCUACCCAUCUUCUUCGGCUCGAUUGGGUACUCGAUCCCGUUCAUCCCCCUCUGGCGUGGCACAAUCAUCUGGAAGGGCAUCAUCUACGCCGUGCUCAUGACGGCGGGCAAAAUGGUGUGCGGGGCUUGGAUUUUCGCCCUGCACGGCCAGAAGGCAUGGCGUGCUGCAGUGUUUCUCGGCAUGGCCAUGGUUGCGCGUGGAGAGAUAGGUCUGCUAAUCUCGCAGAUUGCACUGCAUACCCCCGACCCCCUCCUGAGCGAUGACGAAUUCCUAAUCGUUACCUGGGGCAUCAUCUUGUGCACAAUCGUUGGACCCCUUGCGGUCGGCCUGCUGGUCAAGCGAUGGGGCAAGCUCGUCCUCGCUGGCGGGCUCGACUGA
Messenger RNA from Trichosporon asahii var. asahii CBS 2479, 1455 nucleotides. Its product is annotated as sodium-hydrogen antiporter. NCBI's taxonomy places the organism in Eukaryota, Fungi, Basidiomycota, Tremellomycetes, Trichosporonales, Trichosporonaceae. The record is from RefSeq and is a predicted model, not a curated record. Gene Ontology annotation, biological process: proton transmembrane transport. Gene Ontology annotation, cellular component: membrane. Gene Ontology annotation, molecular function: antiporter activity. The coding region runs from base 1 to 1455 and encodes 484 amino acids. The transcript is spliced from 2 exons.